Molecule: messenger RNA, 1741 nt
Organism: Ananas comosus (pineapple)
Lineage: Eukaryota; Viridiplantae; Streptophyta; Magnoliopsida; Poales; Bromeliaceae
Exons: 5
Coding region: 108-1418 (436 amino acids)
Biological process (GO): protein transport
Source: RefSeq, a predicted model, not a curated record
AAGAGAGAAAUUCUAGAGAGAGAGAGAGGAGGAUCGAGGAGAUCAAUUUACAAUUUUUUUAAUUUUUUGGAAAGAGAGAGAGAGAGUGAAGAUCUACGAGUGCUGAGAUGGGAAGGAAGCUGGACUUGUUACUGGGGAGGACGUCGCGGCAGACGGCGAAGCUGAAGACGCUGCUGGGGCUGGCGGUCUCCCGCCUCGCCGUCCUCCGCAACCAGCGCCAGGCCCGCUGCGCCGUCGCCCGCGGCGACGUCGCCGAGCUCGUCCGCCUCGGCCGCCUCGAUCACGCCCUCCUCCGUGUAGAGCAAGUGAUCAGAGAGCAAAACAUGCUUGAUGCGUUUGUGAUGAUGGAGAGCUACUGCCACCUCGUCACCGAGAGAGCCGCGCUCUUAAACCACCAAAAGACGUGCCCCGAGGAGCUCCGCGAGGCGGUCGCCAGCCUCAUCUUCGCCGCGUCGCGCUGCGGCGACCUCCCGGAGCUGAACGACGUCCGGCACAUCUUCGUGGCGAAGUUCGGGAAGGACUUCGUGUCGGCCGCCGUCGACCUGCGCAACAAUUGCGGGGUCAAUCCGAAGAUGAUACAGAAGCUAUCUACUAGACAGCCGAGCCUGGAAAGCCGGCAAAGGGUGACGAAGGAAAUCGCCGCGGAGAAAGGGAUCAAAGUUGAAUUUUUCGAUGAGCCCGCCUCCACUGUUUCUGAGGAGGAGCAAACCCCGAAAAAGGGCAAGAAUGAGAUCCGGCCGUCGAUCAUUGAUCGGAAGCUGUCGGAAUUGGAUUUGGACGACAGCCUCUUAGUCGAGGCGGCAAAGAAGUACGCAGACGUCGAGGCCGCGGCGCAGGCCGCGUUCGAAUCAGCCACUUUCGCCGCGGCCGCCGCCAGGGCCGCGGUCGUGCUCUCAAAGUCGGAGUCUCAAGGAAAAGGCUCCGGUGAUUGGAGGAACAAUACGAGCACCAACUAUAGCAAAAAAGACGAGAGUUUUGAGAAGUUGCAAGAAGGGGAGUUAUCACCCAAGGAAAAAGGCCUUUCUCAUAAAGGACUUAGAGAGAAGUUCGUUGCGGAGCAUUUCUCGCGAUCUUCGUCUUCUUCUUCGAGCGGAGAUUCCGUCGAGAUUCAUUAUAAAGAAACAAGCAUGAGCUCGAAGGCGUCGGAAGGACAUAAAGGAAAGGAGAAGUUUGUCUUCAAUACGAGCAACGACAAUGCAGAGAAGAAUCAGAGUUUCAAAUCGACCGAAGGGUUCGAAACCAAGCAACAGGUCUCGUACCUUCGGCCGCCAUAUCGGAGGGGAGACCAAGUGAGAUACAAAGAUCAUGGUCAUUAUGAAAAUAGCUCGAAGGACGAGGAGAUUGGCAAUAAAAUGGACGAGUUGAACAAAGAAUUGAGGAGACAACCGGCCUCAGUUCGAACCCGAAGAGCACUUUAGUGGCGAAUUUUGAUCAGAAAUAGUGUUCAAUAGAAGUUAAUUGGUUCUUCUCUUUUUCGUAUUUGUUAUGCGAUGUAUGUCGAGUGAUGUAUCCUUUGUUUAAAAUUCUGAGGAGCAGGUAAAUAUGCCUUCAAACUAUAAUUUUGUGGGAGAAGGGCUUAACUGAGACUACAGUUUUGAAAUUUUUUGCUUAUAAUUUUGAUUUGCUUAUUAUAUUUUUAUGGACAUAUUAUUUGUAUGCGUUGCGUCUUUGGGAUUGUACAUAAAUUAUUGAAUACAGUAUUUCUAGAGGAAGUAGAUUUCUUUAGCAGCAUUUUGAUGUA